UCUGAUGAACAGCUUUAUUGUUUGUUUGUUUGUUUGUUUUUAAACAACAAUAAUAAUUGUAGUUCUUUGUAAACACGGUCUCGGUUCUGGUUCCGGCUCUCUGUAGCUCUGGAGCCUUUUACACUGACAGCGGCGCUGAUUCGCGGGAACUUUCCGCCUCCGUUCACACACUGUCUGCGCCGCUCCGACCCACAGCUGCUCCGCCCUGUUCACCGGGACACACGCCGAACGCACAGCACGACCCGGACCCGACCGGACCGCCUGCAGCUCGGAUCAGACCGGCUCAGAGAUGGACAGCUACCGUCUGUCCCUGCAGUAGGACAGUUAUGGACGCCCUGUUCCUUGCAGGCCAAGGACACGAAGACCGAUCCGGACUCCAUAUUUGUCGUCAUGGCCUCGCUGAGUGGAAGCACACCGGUUGAGACUCUUCUGGCAGCGAUCCAUCUGGAGAGGUACCUGGACAUCUUCCGGCGAGCAAGUCUCCUAUUGGCUAGAGACUUCACCCACCUGGAUCAUGAUGCAUUGGUCAGUCUUGGCGUAACGGCCACCGGACACAGGAAGAGAAUUCUCCGGUUGGUCAGUUAUAUCCAGAGGACAGAAGGUCAGAGAGCCAAUCAAAGCACUGAUCUUCCACGUGACCGCUGUCAGUCAGUGACAGGCGUUUGUUCAUCAGAUCGAGGUCGAGGUGCUGCGCUCUGUCAGUCGACAGGACCUGUUGCCUUCGAGGCGUUCAGGAACAGUUCAGCUCCAAACCUUGCUGCCAUGCUGACGAACACUGAGGGUGUCAGGACAUCAGUGAAACCAGUUCCCAAACCCAGAACCGUCUUCAACCGCCGCAGGACUACACCCAUCCACUUCUGUCCGACCCCAGACACCGCACCGCCCCCGCACAGGAGGCUUUCCCAGGAGUCUAUCUGUUUUGCUGCAUUAGAGGGCCUGACCUUGGGGGACCCGCCCACUGCUGAGAACAGUUUGACCUCUGACCUUCGAUCUCGCCAGGGGGCAAGGACAAAACCCAGUCGCAGCCGAUCUCUGUCCGAUGCUGGAGGUGUGUUACCUCCUGUUCCCCCAAGGCUGAGGCUCCUCCCUUCGUCCUCACCUGGAAGGACUGAGCAGAACCAGACUUCCUGUCAUAAUAGUCUGGACAUCAUUGAGCUUUCUGGCUCCUCGCCAUCUGGCUCUCCCAGAGGAGGGACAAUGGAGAUGGUCUCUAACGAGAUCUACUGGGGCACUGUACCCAGUUCCACUGCCCCCAGUGGAAGGAGGAACUCCUGCAGCCAACAGUCAGCUCCUCCAACUGCACCCAGACAGACUCCUCAGAGGAACCCUGAGAGAAACCCUGAGAGGAACAGUGGCAGCACAGGAAGUAACAACUCUUCAGGAUCAGUCCGAGCCAGUGUGUUGUGUUCAGCAGCCUCGACAGACGACCCUGAGGACGAGAUCAGUCCAUACUGUGAGACAGUCUUCCAAACCAGAGGACAUCCCAACAACAGCGAGAGUGAAAGAAGCAGAGUGGAGGGACGGGAGGCGAGGCGGGAUGAGGAGAAACAUGCAGAGGAUCAUGGUUGUCACCGGUUCUUGUGGACGAAGCGUUUGUCUCAGGCUCUUCACCCCGGAGACUCUCAGGGUUACAGCACAGUUGGAGAUGCCCCAUCCGCCCCACGCUGCCUCUCUCUGCCCCCCCACCCCUUCCACUUAGAGGCCGAUGAGGACCUGACCAUCUCCCCCUACGCCAGCUACACCUCGCUGACCGAGAGAGCACCACCCGUCAUCAGCGGCUGGCUGGACAAGCUGUCUCCACAGGGGAACUAUGUUUUCCAGAAACGCUAUGUGAAGUUUGAUGGCAAAAACCUGAUGUACUUUGGCAGUGAGAAGGAUAUCUACCCGAAGGGCGUGAUCCCAUUGGCUGCCAUCCAGAUGACCCGUCCCUCCAAAGACAAUAAAUUUGAAAUAGUGACGAGUCAGCGGAUCUUUGUGUUCAGGACUGACAAUGAAGUGCUGCGACGGCGUUGGGUGUCCACGCUACAGGAGCACGUCAGAGAUCAGAUGGUGUUCGGGCGGCGGCGGUUCGGUCCUGGAUCUCACUGCCAGAAACACGGAGUCCUCGAACUGAAGGGAACUAAAUCCAAAGUUUAUGCCGCCAUCAAUACCGACCAGAUUUGGCUUCACAAGAGCGAGCAGUGUUUUCGAAACGGGAUCGGCAUCACGGUGAUUGAAGCUCGAGGAGCGACGAUACGAGACGGAAAACACAAGAGCUUUGACCUUAUUACUCCGUACAAGACCUUCAGCUUCACAGCAGAGUCGGACCGCGACAAGCGGGACUGGAUGGAGGCGCUGCAGGAGUCCAUCGCAGAGACGCUGUCGGAUUAUGAGGUGGCCGAGAAGAUCUGGUCCAACCGAUCCAACAGAAUAUGUGCUGACUGCAAAGCCCUGAACCCCGACUGGGCUUCUAUCAACCUGUGUGUUGUCAUCUGCAAGAACUGUGCAGGGCAGCACAGAGGUCUGGGGACGAUGGUCUCUAAAGUUCAGAGUCUGAAACUUGACACCAGCGUUUGGAGCAACGAGAUCGUCCAGCUGUUCAUCAUGCUGGGGAACGACCGGUCCAAUGACUUCUGGGCAGCUCGUGUGUCUCCUUCAGACGAGCUGGACUGCGACGCUCCGCCCGAGCAGAGGAGGGAGUUCAUCACCCAGAAAUACAGAGAAGGUCGAUACCGGCUUCCCCACCCCAAGUUCUGCAGCCAGGAGGAGCUGCUCAAGGUCUUGUGUUCAGCUGUCUCUGAACAGACGCUUCUGAAAACAGUAACUCAGAUUUUCUCGGAGGCAGAGGCGGCUCGCCUCUCCGAUGCCUCCCUCGGCUGCCAGCAGCGCUCCCUGCUGGACUGCUGCCCCACCUCAGAUCCCAGCGUGUACGAUGAGAUCAUGCAGCCUGUUCUGCAUUCGGGUUACCUCUACAAGUCCGGCUCUGUCAACAGAGGAACACUGUCCAGAAAAACCCGAGAAGACUUCCAGAAGUUCUGGUGCUCGGUGGAUCAGUCUCUGCUGCUCUACGAGUCGGAUCGAUCGGCAGAUCCCUGCCUGCAGAUCAACGUUAAAGACAUCGUGUGUCUGGGAGUCAGUCGACCCGACUCCUCCAAAGCCAACAACGGAUUCAUUGACAGGUUUCGUUACACUUUCGAGUUGUAUCUGAGUUCAGAGAAACUUUAUCAGUUUGGUUUGGAAACAGCCGACACGCUGCACAGCUGGACCAAAGCCAUCGGAAAGGCUGCGACGCCACUCAGCUGUCAUUGCCUGCUGACCCGGGAGUUUGAGCGAGUUGGUCUCCUGCGGUACCGGGCCAUGCUGGACCCUCAGCAGUGGAAGGAGGCUUACUUUGUCCUGCAGAAGUCCAACCUCUUUGUCUGCCCCCAAACCGAUGGAGCUGCAGAGGACAUCAUCAACCUGAACCGCCUGCAAGAGCUGAGUAUCACCUCUGAGGUGGAGAACCAGGAGAAGAAAGACAUCCUGGUGUUGGUUGAAAAAGGGAGGACUCUCCACCUGCAGGGCGUUGGCCGGACAGAUUUCUCUCUGUGGUACUCCGACAUCCAGCGGGCGGCUGGCGGUAAAGGAAACACUCUGAGAGAGCAGCAGCUGAGCAGGAACGACAUCCCCAUCAUCGUGGACAGCUGCAUCGCCUUCAUCACGCAGUACGGUCUUGGCCACGAGGGGAUCUACAGGAAAAACGGGGCCAAAUCCAGGAUCAAGUUGUUGAUGGAGGAGUUUCGUAAAGAUGCCCGAAACGUCAAACUGCGGAUUGGAGACCACUUCAUUGAGGACGUGACUGACGUUUUGAAGAGGUUCUUCAGAGAGAUCGACGACCCUAUCUUCAUGGCUGACCUCCACCCUCUGUGGCAGGAGGCUGCUAAAGUCUCUCAGAAGCGUCUGAGGUUGGACCGCUACAAAGAAAUCAUCCGGAGUCUUCCUCGAGUGAACCGGACAACCCUGGCCGCCCUCAUCAGUCACUUGUACAGGGUCCAGAAGUGUGCUGAUCUGAACCAGAUGUGCACCAAGAACCUGUCGCUGCUGUUCGCUCCGAGCCUGUUCCAGACCGACGGGAAGGGGGAGCACGAGGUGAAGAUUGUGGAAGACCUGAUAGACAACUACCUGUACGUCUUCGAUAUCGACGAGGAGCAUCAGACUCAGAUCGAGCUGGAAAUCAGCCUCAUCACUACCUGGAAGGACACUCAGCUGUCUCAGGCCGGUGAUCUGAUCAUUGAAGUCUACCUGGAGAUGAAGAUACCAGAUUGCUGCAUAACGCUCAAAGUGUCUCCAACCAUGUGUGCCGAGGAGCUAACCAAUCAGGUUCUCUACAUGAGGAAUGUCCCGGCCGGAGACAAAGACGUCUGGAUGACAUUUGAGGCCAUCGAGGAUGGACAGCUGGAACGUCCGUUACACCCCAAAGAGAAGGUCCUGGAGCAGGCUCUGCAAUGGUGCAAGAUGGCCGACCCGAGCUCCGCCUACCUGGUAGUGAAGAGAGUUCCUAAAAGAGAAGGCAUCACCAUCCUCACCUCCUAUAAGAGUGAGAUCAUGAAGGUCGGCCUGUUGCGGUGUCGUGAGGAACCUCCGAAGCUCCUCCAGGGAACUCGGUUCCAGGAGAGAACAUUCCAGAUCCGGGACCACAAACUGCUGCUGCUUAAAGACAAGAAGAGCAUCAAACCAGAGAAGGAGUGGUCUCUGAAGUCCAUGAAGAUCUACAUCGGCAUCCGCAGAAAGCUGAAAGCUCCCACCAGGUGGGGAUUCACGGUGAUGUCAGAGAAACACCAGCUGUACCUGUGCUGCAGCGGUGAAGCCGAGCUGUGGGACUGGAUCACCAGUUUCCUCAAAGCUCAGAACGAGGACCCCGGUCCUCCCCUGCUCAGGCGUCACUCCUCCUCCGACAUCUCCAAGCAGAAGUUCGGCACCAUGCCGCUCGUCCCCAUCAGAGGAGACGAGAGCAACAGCAGCAUGCUGUCGGCCAAUCAGACGCUGAGGAAACUCCACGACAGGAGGACUCUCUCCAUGUACUUUCCCAUGAAGGUCCAGCCGGACUCGUUCGAGGAGCGUUCAGAGUCUCCUGGCCUCCCUGAGCCGCUCUACGAGGAGGUUGGAGACUUUGGCCUGCAGGUCCUCAAGUCUCUGGAGACCAGCUUCCGGUCCAGCAGCGCUGCAGAGACCCAGGAGGUGCUGGACCACCCGCCGCUCAGACUGGUUACUCUGGACAGCGGCCAUCUGGACCACGUGAUCGUCCCAGAAGACGAAGUUCGUAGCAGCAGCUCCGAGGAAACUCUGGAUCAGAGCGGCAUCAGCAGCGAAGGAGGGGCUGCAGGAGAAUCAGACGUCCUUCAUCAGCCUGCGGUGAGGAGGAGGCAGCAGCCGCAGGGCGUCUGCACACCGUCACAGGAGCUGCUGCUGCAGGAGCUGUCAUCGGCCUUCACCAAGAAGACCGAGGAGGAGGAGCAGGAGGAGGAGAGGCCGUAUGAUGUCUGAGAAACAGGAUGGAGGAGGAGGAGGCUGAAGACAGCACAGAGUCUGAUGGAGUCAGAGGUCGUCUUUCCUUCAGCGUCCAUCCUGGAGCUUGGACAGCAUCACAUCACAGCAUCUGUUCUGGUUCCCUUCAGUCCGUCCUGCAGCCGUCCUGCCAUCACCUGAUGCAGCAUGUGCACAGUUUGGACUUCAUUAUGAUAUCGUGUCUCAAAGUUUGAGUGCUGCAGAGGAUUGUGGGUCAGAAUGAGCAGGAAAACAUGCUGGAUGGAGCUGAUCCGGGUUCUUCUGGCGUCUGACCCACGUGUAUGUUGACGGAGCAGCUCUAUUCAGACGUAUGGUUCAGUGUGCUGAUGUGGAUACUUCACCGGUCUGCGCCUCACAACAGGAAGCUGAUUGAAGUCUCUUCCAUGUCAGUUGAGACCAAGAGUCUGGAAGGUUUCUGUGUUCAGCUCUGGUCCGGUUUUCAGCUGAAGGUCCUCAAUGUCUUUUCCAGGUGUUUUGACUCAGAAAUUACAGAAAUCACAAGAAAGACAAACAUUUUCUUGAUGAUCUAUUUUACAGAAAUGUUGAGAACCUGGACUCAGCACGUCCACAGAUGUCACCGACCUGGAGAACGUGGAUGCUCCAAACACUAUCGAUAUUCAACUAUUUACACUUUUACAGCCUCAUCAGACGUUUUCAGUCUAACUGUGUUUUGAAGACAACAUGUCUGACCUCCUCUGGUGGGUUUGAACAGCACGUUUCAUUCAAAACAAAUCACCAACAUGACUCCGUUGAUCAGCCAGAAACACGAUCCUGGACAAGCCCCGAAGAAAUGUUGUGGAAAAUGAACAUCAAAUCCGAAUCACUCGAGGCGCCACCUGCUACAGAUGUUUAACUAUAUAUGUGUGUAGCCUCCACAAACUUUAGAACGACAUUAUGACAAUGUUCCACCAUGCUGAAUGUGCAAGGCCUGGCAGGUUUAUCAGACCCCCGUCUCAUGUGUUAAGCACUGGAUAUAAAUAUAUGUAUGUGUAUAGAGAGCAUCCGGCAUCAUGAAGCGCUUUAAUUCAGCUCCUGACAGUUUACCAUUUUGAACAGGAAUGAGGAAUUUCAACCUUAAUUCAAAUGCAAAACAACGAGCGUCGACAUGCUUGUCUGUUGGCCAGUGCAGAAGCAUGAACCAGGAUGCUGGUGAUCAGCGUUGCUGUUUCAACUGAAGCAUAAACCUUGUGUUGGAUGGUGCGGUUGCUAAGCACCGUAUCUCCAACACCUGGCUCCUCUGGUCACUGUUUGUGAGCUGCACUGACCUCAUGGAUCCAGGAGGUCUGGUUUUCAUUGUGCUCUCCUCUCUGCUCUGUGGAAACACCGCCUGCAGUUCAUCUGAAAACUCUGAAUUUGUCACUGAAGAAGUUUUUGCAGGAUCUGGUUGAAGACAUUUUAUAUGAGUCGUGUAGAAUAAAGGUUUUUUGUUUUUUUUUUGUAUGAAAUAUCACAAUUUUAAGUUUAGAAUUGAUCGUUUUUUUCUGAAUGAAUAGAAUAGAAAAAUACUUUAUUUAUCCCAGUCUGGGAAAUUACUGAACUGAACUGCACGUUAUGUUCAAGGACCAUUAGAAAGUAGAAACUCUGAUGAUUCUUUGUGUUUUUACGGUUUCUGGGUGAUAGAUGGAGUCCUUUGGGUCACUUGAAGGUUCUGAGCUGUAAGCAGACUUCAUGCUCCUGAUGUGAAGCUCUCCGGCGUCGCUGCGUGUUGUGCAGAUGAACAAACUGGUGUUCUGACGGUAAAGAUCCAGCUUGAUGUGAAACCUGUACAGAUCCGUACGUGCAGACUCGUGUGUUGAAUCCGGGAUGGUUUCUUUCGCUCGGAGCUGCUCGGUGCCUCCGAGGGAUGGAUAACACUUCUUUAAAUGACCAGCAGGUGGCGGCAAACACUCAGUAAAACAACAAGGACACAACCUGAAGAUCAACAGUGCAGCAGGCAGACUUGAUCUGUGCGUCCGCCAGUCCUCCCAGUACACAGCGUGACUGGUCCCAGUGUGGCUCCGACGUCUGGCUGCUGUGCUCCUGCUUCGUCUGUAUAUAUUCAGUAUGUUAUUCGAUCCUCCGUGUGUGAUGUCGUGUCAAACCAACAGAGCUGCCCUGUGUGUCUCACACGCAGCUGUUUUAACGUUUAACUCUCCAGAAUUAAAGUCCCAGACAUCAACA
Stegastes partitus (bicolor damselfish) is the source of this 7683-nucleotide messenger RNA. It is a transcript of the gene arap3, whose product is annotated as ArfGAP with RhoGAP domain, ankyrin repeat and PH domain 3. Gene Ontology annotation, molecular function: protein binding; phosphatidylinositol-3,4,5-trisphosphate binding; GTPase activator activity. Bases 391 to 5502 code for a protein of 1703 amino acids. The transcript has 35 exons. Gene Ontology annotation, biological process: signal transduction; positive regulation of GTPase activity. Gene Ontology annotation, cellular component: cytoplasm. NCBI's taxonomy places the organism in Eukaryota, Metazoa, Chordata, Actinopteri, Pomacentridae. The record is from RefSeq and is a predicted model, not a curated record.